Molecule: messenger RNA, 10102 nt
Organism: Chiloscyllium plagiosum (whitespotted bambooshark)
Lineage: Eukaryota; Metazoa; Chordata; Chondrichthyes; Orectolobiformes; Hemiscylliidae
Product: serine/threonine-protein kinase D3
Biological process (GO): intracellular signal transduction; protein phosphorylation; phospholipase C-activating G protein-coupled receptor signaling pathway
Cellular component (GO): cytosol
Molecular function (GO): protein serine/threonine kinase activity; ATP binding
Source: RefSeq, a predicted model, not a curated record
UUUUAAAUCUUUCCCCUCUCACCUUAAACCUACACUCUCUCGUUCUAGACCCCCCUACUCCAGAGAAAAUACCUUGUCUAUUUACCCUAUUCUUGCCUCUCAUGAUUUUAUAAACCUCUAUAUGGUAACGUCUCAACUUCCGAGGCUCCCAAGGAACUGUAGAGUAAUUUCGAUGUCCAUCCCGAUCAUCACUGCUGCGGAAGAGAUAACGUUUUUGCUCAGAUUUCAGGUGUGCGGUGUACAGGGGGAAUAUAUGGCGAUCAAUAUAAAAUAGCAGCACCAGCUUGAUUUUUCAUUCUGUGUUGCAAACGCGAUUCCAAAGGAAUGAUUUUCCUGUUAUUUCAUCUUACCAACAAAAUUAGCGUACUUAGUAACCUUUGAUCCAGUUUCUGUAGAAUCGUAGAAAGUAUAUCACCGAAAGAAGUAAUUGACCACAUGGUAUGUGGACCAGCAAGUCUGUUAAACUGGAACUAUCCAGUCUGAUUUCCCUGCUUUUUACUUCAUAUCACACCUAAGUAGUUCCAACUGUCUAUGUAAAGGUCCAGUAUGUUCAUGUAAGCUCUUGUUAAUAUGGCAUUGCCUUGGACAGUACACAUCUUCAGGUGUUAUGGUAACUGCGCAGUUCGUGGUAACUAUUAGCACCGAAGAAAUAUUCAUGGAGGAGUAUCUACUUUACAAACUUACAAAUGACAAAUUAUUUUACGGCAAACACUAUUAUACGUUCGUCGGUGGAUACAAAUCUGUCGAAAUCCGCAAAUUAAAGUGCGGACCGGGGAUCACAUCAUCGGAUGUCUGGUGAAAGUUUGAUAACCUGCUGUCAGUCAGAAUAUGGAUUAAAAGUAACACGUUGCAGCAGAUGCAAUAACCUUCACUUGCCCACUUGUAACGUUGUUACAGAUCUUCAGUUGAAAGCAGCUGUUUUCAUGUCAUGCGUUAUAGAAACUCCUGUGGCUUGGUAACUGAUUAUUUAUUGGGCGAUUGGUGUCACCAAAUACUGUACAUGUGUUCUGGACGAUACGUGUCGCCGUCAACUAUCGACAGCCUCGUCAGAUGAAUUCUAAACAGACGCAGAAAAUGCUCCAAAAAAAAAACCGACGUGUGUCGAACCAGUGGUAAUUAAUGUGAAUGGAGAUGAACGGAUGAGAGACUUAGGGCUAUCCUGUCGAUUAAAACUCUUCACUGAAUACACCCCUACCCUCGCUCUUUAUCGUUAUAAUGACUCUAGCGGGAAAUGGAACUUAAACAGCUUUAUGUAACGGUGGAAAAGGUAUUUCCGGUGACGGAUUGAACGUCUGGCGACGGCGGACUGAAACUACAGAACAGCGAGAGAGGGAGAGUGAGAGGAGGAAAGCAGAGUUGCGGGGGGAGGGAACAUGAGUGGAACUUAACUAGGCUGCAGCUAAACAAACUUCUCACCAAAUGUUAGCCCGCUAAUCCUUGUACCCUUGUCCAAAUAGACAAACCAACUGCAGUUUUGCCCCUUUUAAAAAAAACAUUUGUUGUUUUAGUUUUGGAACGCUGGAAGUUUCUAAAUUGAAAUUUAUCGCCUAGAGAAGCCAGAUGUCAGCCAACGGCAGCAACUCAUCUCCUCCCGUGUCGCAGAAAUUGUUACCGCCGGUGUUGCCGCUGCCUGCCUCCUCGCCGACCCCAUCGCUAUCCCCGCCCGCUAGCGGUAUACUGUCUGGCCGGCUUUCCAACGGGAGCCUCAGCGCCCCGAGUCCCACCAAUUCCCGGGGAUCCUUCAACGGCGUCUCCUUCCUCCUGCAGAUCGGCCUCACCCGGGAACCAGUUACCAUCGAGGCUCAGGAUAUCUCCCUCUCCGCCGUCAAAGACCUUGUUUGCUCUAUUGUGGAUCAAAAGUUCCCAGAAUGUGGCUUUUUUGGAAUGUAUGACAAGAUCUUGCUCUUUCGCCAUGACCUCAAUUCUGAGAACAUCCUACAGAGGCUGAUAUCAGCAGAAGAAAUUCAUGAAGGGGACUUGAUUGAGGUUGUUCUUUCUGCACUAGCUACUGUUGAAGAUUUCCAGAUCCGACCACAUGCCCUUUAUGUGCACUCUUACAAAGCCCCAACUUUCUGUGACUACUGUGGAGAAAUGUUAUGGGGAUUAGUACGACAGGGCUUGAAAUGUGAAGGAUGUGGUCUCAACUAUCACAAACGAUGUGCCUUCAAAAUCCCAAAUAACUGCAGUGGAGUGAGGAAGAGGCGCCUGUCCAAUGUGUCUUUGCCUGGGCUCUCUGUUCCAAGGCCCGCACCAUCGGAUUCAGUCUCAGAGGAGGGGCUGUAUCCAGGGAUACAACCAAGAAGUGAUGAAAUUCGUUUAAUCAAGCGUUGUCACCAAGAAACCAGCAAAAGAAUUCCCUCAUGGAGUGGGCGCCCAAUCUGGAUGGAAAAAAUGGUGUUGGGGAGGGUGAAAGUACCACAUACCUUUGUCAUACACUCUUAUACACGUCCCACGAUUUGUCAGUACUGCAAGCGUUUAUUAAAAGGACUGUUUCGACAAGGAAUGCAAUGUAGGGACUGCAAGUUUAAUUGCCACAAGCGAUGUGCAUCAAAGGUGCCCAGGGAUUGUCUUGGUGAAGUUGUCUUUAAUGGAGAACCAGCCAGCCCAGGACCUGACUCUGAUAUGCCCAUGGAAGUAGAUAGCAGUGACAUGAACAACGAUGGGAGUAGAAUGUUGGAUGAUACUGAAGAGCCGUCCACCUCAGAAGAAAAAUUGUACUUUAUGGACUCAUCUGAUCUGGAUGGUGACAAAGAUGAAGAACCUGUCAGAACAAUCAGUCCUUCAACAAGCAACAAUAUUCCUCUCAUGAGAGUAGUACAGUCUGUCAAGCACACAAAGAGGAAGAGCAGCACAAUGGUGAGAGAAGGUUGGAUGGUCCACUACACCAGCAAAGACAAUCUAAGAAAAAGACAUUACUGGAGGCUAGACAGCAAGUGCCUUACACUAUUUCAGAAUGACACUGGAGCCAAGUACUACAAGGAAAUCCCACUGUCAGAAAUCCUGCAGUUGGAUCCACCUCGGGAUUUUACAAAUCUGGCUCAAGGCAGCAACCCUCACUGCUUUGAGAUCAUAACUGACACCAUGGUUUAUUAUGUUGGAGAGAAUCUCGGAGGCAACUACCAGAAUCAUGCCCUGGCAGCCACAGGAGUAGGUUUAGAUGUUGCUCAGAGCUGGGAGAAGGCCAUUCGUCAGGCCUUGAUGCCAGUCACUCCACAAGCCAGCGUGUGCACCACUGCAGGACAAGGCAAAGAGCACAAAGAUCUAUCUCUCAGCAUUUCCGUAUCGAACUGCCAAGUCCAGGAGAAUGUGGAUAUCAGUUCUGUGUACCAAAUCUUUGCUGAUGAGGUGCUGGGUUCAGGGCAGUUCGGAAUAGUUUACGGUGGAAAGCACAGAAAGACUGGAAGGGAUAUGGCAAUCAAAGUGAUUGACAAGAUGAGAUUUCCCACAAAGCAAGAAAGUCAGCUUCGCAAUGAGGUGGCCAUCCUUCAGAACCUUCAUCAUCCUGGAAUUGUAAAUCUUGAGUGUAUGUUUGAAACUCCUGAAAGAGUCUUCGUCGUCAUGGAAAAACUUCAUGGAGACAUGCUGGAAAUGAUUUUAUCCAGUGAGAAAAGUCGACUGCCAGAGCGUGUCACCAAAUUUUUAGUCACACAGAUUCUGGUGGCAUUACGACACUUACACUUUAAGAACAUCGUACACUGUGACCUGAAGCCUGAGAAUGUACUACUUGCCUCGGCAGAUCCUUUCCCUCAGGUAAAACUCUGUGACUUUGGAUUUGCUCGUAUUAUUGGUGAAAAAUCGUUCCGACGGUCUGUGGUGGGAACCCCAGCCUACCUAGCACCAGAAGUCCUCCGGAGCAAAGGCUACAAUCGAUCCCUUGAUAUGUGGUCCGUAGGGGUUAUAAUCUAUGUGAGCCUCAGUGGCACUUUCCCUUUCAAUGAAGAUGAAGAUAUUAAUGACCAGAUUCAAAAUGCAGCAUUUAUGUAUCCACCAAAUCCAUGGAAAGAAACGUCUAGCGAAGCCAUUGAUCUAAUUAACAAUCUGUUACAAGUAAAGAUGAGGAAACGUUACAGUGUGGACAAAUCUCUGAGUCAUCCUUGGUUACAGGAUUAUCAGACAUGGCUGGAUCUCCGAGAGUUUGAGACCAGGAAAGGAGAGCGUUACAUCACACAUGAAAGUGAUGAUGCACGAUGGGAGGAAUAUUCCCUGGAACAUAAUCUCCAGUACCCCAAGCACUUCAUCAUGGCACCGAAUUUAGAUGAUAUGGAAGAAGAUCCUUAAUGUAUCAAACUGAACAAACUGCCAUGACUGAUUAACAUCACAGCUAUGUUGUGGAAAUGUACUGCCACUGGGGUAAAGGAAGCCAAGACUUGUUGCUGCUUGUCGUACAGCAGAGCCAAAGUGGAUUAGAAACUGCCCAGCUCUUUACAUCAGUCCGUGUGACAAUAAAGAGGGAUGAUGUAAAUGAAGACUGUGUAAGUCUGUAGCAUAUUUCAGUUACACAGGUGCAGACUUGGUGACUGGUGUAUGUGGACAAUUGAAUGCUGUGAGCUUUAGAUUUUAAACCAAACAUUCCUUUUCUAGUAUUUAGCUGGUUUAAUACUAUCCACCCAAGUACCUCCUCUGGUAACUAGUCACUUUGUACCAAGCCAUAAAUGUACUUGUUUACUAAAUGCAAAGCUAGAUCAGAUAAUCUUUUUCUCAUAAGUGUUUUAUUUUUUACAAGAUAGAACGUUACAGCGAAAAAUUGUCCAUUGCAGGACAAGGGCUAUUGCUUGGACCAAAUUCAGUUUAAAUAAGGAUUUCCUCUUACUAAAGUUGAUUGGCACUUUGAGUAAAUCAUCAGUUUGUUCAUUUUGUACACACGAUUGAGACAGUAUUUACACAUGAAGGGUCUCUUACGAAAUGACAUUAUCACCUUCAUUGAUUACUUUGUAAAGUUGAUGUCAUUGAGUUACCAAAACUUCCUUGUGUGUAAGUUUUAUAAGAUAAUAUAAAGCUAUAGUAUGGGCAGAGCAAUAUCUCCAGUAGUCACUCAGUUGCUGAUCCAUUUGUAUUAUGGUUCAAAAUAUGACAGUCAGUGUUACAAUGAAGUGAUAUUGAUUGGUUUAGAAUGAAGAAAUGGUGCUAAAGGAGGAAUACUGGAGUGCUAAAAUCCACUUAGAUCUGGGACCCAUUACACUAGAUUAAGCUAUAAAUUCUACAGUGGAGCAAUGAUGCAGCUGGAGGGCGCACAGUUUCUGGAGUUUUAGUUGGAAACACAUACUUUAUUGGCAUCUUGCCACCUGAAGGCACUGUGGAGAGAUUUUGCUUUGAAGGUGCCAGGAAGUCUACUCAUUUAUGUAACUCCCAGUGGUGACUGGUACUGUUGUUAACAAUGUAGAUUUUGUCUUGUCAUCUCUUCAUGAUAGCAGAAGGACAAAUCCCAUCUGUGUGAAGCCCAUCAUUUUCAUUUUAUUAACUGUUUUAAGAUGUUGCAGGUCCAUGUUCCACAAAUUAAGAAUGAGUCAUUUCUGUCAGCUGCUACCAAUCAGAUUAUUGGUUGCAGGAAUGACUAAGUCGAACUCUGUGCUUGCAUCUGAACAAUCAAAUGAAGAUCUUUGCCACAUCAUUCCAACCAGAGAGCAGUAUUAAUGGGCAUACAAGAAAAGAAAUAAUGGUUGAAUGGCCUUGUUGUUUAUGAUACCAAGAAGGUACACAUUCCCAUUGCAGGCAAAAGCCUUGAAAGCAACUGGAUGCGUAUUCAUAUUAUGAUGAGUGCAGCUUCUACGUAUUUGCUCCCUUAUUCUUGAGACAGUGCAAUUCUUGAAUAGUUGAGGCCUUUGACUUCAAACUUGAUAUAAAAAUAAUUUGUCUCUGAACUGGUGGGAUAUGGCAGGGCUGGUGUGGUGGAUGUGGGUAGGGAAAGUCCUGCUUCUUAUUGCAGUUUUAUUAAGAGGAGUUUUUCAAGAAAUGUGUACUUUUAAAAUCCUGUAUAGAUGAAGUCCGUGGCACAGCCUUUUAUGUUAAACUAUCAGUUAUACCCAAACUCUUGAGAAAUUUCACAGGAUGAAAUGCAUAAUUUGAAGACAGGCUAUGCAAUUUGAAAGAAAACAUGAUAGCUAUCUCCCCCUCAAUAGCUUGUGCUUGUGUCCUUACUGUGUGCACUGUGAUGUACAUACGUGUCUAAUUGACAUUAAAUAUUCCACUCGUACGUGUUUUUAUUCAAAAAUACUUUAUAUUUCCCUCCUGAAGUUGGACAGCAUUUUUUGUAAAUCGUGUAAUGAAAUUUCAACAGUUUGUUUUUUAACCAGAUGUGUACCUUUGAUAAAAAUAAAUAUCACUGCAUACAACAGCAAUAUUUUAAGUAUUAGAAAUUAUAGGUGAGAAAUGAAAGAUUGAACAGUAUGUUGCAUUGACAAGCAUUCCUAUUACAAAUAGCAAUCGACUGUUGCUUUUCAAUAUAGGCAGGCCUAAAGAAUGAUUGGCAAUCAGUUAAAGUUCAUUUUUUCCCUGAUAACAGAUGCCUGUUGACAACGAAAAGUUUUGCUGCUUAAUGUCAGUGCUGCAGCUGUGAGGUUCAUGAGAUCACAGGUAGUAUCAAUCAGGCUUGCAGAGGUAGCUGGCUGUAUCAGCAGCCUCCAAUUCAUAUAAGGUUGAACUGCAGCCUCUUUUGUUCCACAACUGAAGACUAAUAAUGAAUGGAUUUGAAAAGUAGAAUUUUUCCAGUCAACAUUUUCAACUGUGUGUAUUCAUUGCUUCAUAGUGUCCAUUGUGAAGGGUGCCUUGAAGCUGAGUUUUCUUUUGUUUGGGAGAGACAAGAGUCCAUGUUGCCCAAGUAGAAGCAUGCAAGUACUUGCUUCAUACAUGUUGAUAUUUGUAUGAACCUCAAAUAGUGCAGCAUCAGGGGAAAUUCCAGUUUCUCUGCAAUACUGUUGCAAUUCACAUUUCCACCAAAAGGUCCAGCUUAUUGUAUACAUGUAAUUCCGAGAACGCAGUGAAUUGCUUUCAAUCUUAAUAUUGUUAUUUUCAAAACACUUUCAUUGACUUAUCCCAUUCUAUUUGAGAAAUCUUCUCCAGCCUUCAAUCUCAAUCUGCAGCCUCAGCUUCUUUGACUCUAAAUCGUAAGAACAAGAUUUACUGGAACAUCAGAGAUGGAUAUUACAUUUACAUAUAAACCUGUCAUUCUUUGCUAAAUUCAUCUCACCUAUUGCAAUUCUUCAUGAUUUUAUGCAGCUACUAAAAACCUCUUCAACUGUGCCUUAAAUCACUUCCCUAUCUCUAAGUUUCUAUAUUUCUUGUUGAUAAUACCUCCCUUCCACAUCUGUAAAAUGUUGUUUUAUGUGAUAAAUGGAAUAGAAAUGCAAAUUGCUGGCAAACCAUUUUUCCACAUCUCAAAAAAGCUGGCCCUUUAUAAAAAGACACAUUGUCACAAAAUAAAAGUAUAUGAUUUAACUGAUCUGUAUGGACCUUUUAAAUUCAUUUUGAAAACCCGUCUAUAUUAUGAUACUAUAAUAUCAGUAUUUUUUAACUCAAAAAUAUGUUCAACCAGCAUUGCACCUAAUGUGUUGCAGCUAAAACAAAAAUAAAUCAAUUUUCUAUCAUGCUGCAACUUUAAAAAGAAUUUAAUUGAAAGAUAAUAUUCUAUUCUGUCAUUCAAUGUCUGUUAGAAUGUUAGGUUCAAUGUUUGUAUUUGAGGGAAACAACAUGUAGAAUUCAGAUUAAGGGUCUUCUGUGGAGUGUUCUGACAUUAAACAUUUCCAGCACAUUUAUGAUGUUGUUGAGAGAUUAGAUAAAUAAGAAAUGGUUUUGCCCUUAUGCAAUGCAACAAAACAUUUUCAACAUUUUGUAUGCUUAGAGUUGGUACAAAUGUAUCGGGACCACUGAAUUUGAAUAUGGCUUACUAUAGCAUUUGUUGGUAUUGGAAUACCUGAAAGAAAGGCGAGUUUAAGAUAUUUUGAAGCGCUAGCUGUAAUGAGACCAACACUUUACCUGAGAAUCCUUUUUUGUUUCUUUUUGUUUGCAUUUUGUGAGCUUGCUGUCUGCAAAGUUGAACAAAUGUAUAGUUGAGUUUAAGUAAUAUUUUUGUUGGGGGGGGGGAAUGUGUGAGUAGUUCUUAUUUUAUGCUUUAGUUUUAGAUUGUUCUACUCUUAUUGUAUAUUUGAGUAUGCUAUCCUUUGUCCUGUGUUUGUUACAAUAGUGUGUUAUUUGACUAAAUAGAUCAUACACUCCAGUACUGGAAGAUAAUAUAAGGAGUGAAGUAACUUGGUUAUAGUCUCAAACAUUUCCAAAAAUAAACGUUAUGCAGUGGCUUUUGCUCUGGUUUCAUAUUUAGUUUUUAUAUAUUGAAAGUGCGAUAUCUGUUGUCUUUGUUCUAACCAUUUGAUUUUAAGUGCAAUUUUGGCAAAAGAAAAACAAUUUAAGUUUAGAGUCUAUUUUAAAAGAUUUAAGAUAUUGUCAAGAACAAAGUUUACCUUAUCUCCUGAACCUACUAUGAUUAGAGGUGUGCAAGUAUGCCAGUACUUGGAUUGUGACCUUGUGUAAUCAAAUUAUUAUAAAAUAUUUAAAAAUUGAACACAGCUGAAAAGAUGUCACAACAUAUAUUUUGUACAGCCAAGUAAGGUGUUGUGGAUCCUGCUUGGAGAACCAUUUUGGUUUAGCAUUAAGUUUGGCUGCACACACCUGAUUAUCAACCAGAACCAAACUGGGCACUAGAAAAGGUACAGAUACAAAGUUAGCACAUUGGUGGAGCAAAGAAUGUGAAAUUCAAGUUUCCCCUUAAAUUUCAGUUGAUUUAGUUUUUUUCUUUUUUAAAAUGCAAAACUAUAUAGUUACUAAUCAUGGUCGAUAUAAAAAUAUUUGCAUUCCUUGUCUUUAACCUAUUUAAUAGGGAUCUUCCUUCAUUGUUGCUGUUUUCCCCAAGACGUGCUGAAUGUUCCGCAAUUGACAUCAUGUAGGUAGCUUUAUGCUGAUUAGUAAGAUAAACUGUCUGUAGGAUGUAUAUUCUCCAUUAUGUGAACAAGCAACUGUUUCCAGUCUUAGUGACAUGCUAAUGCUGUUGUCUCUUAAGUUCCAAACCAGUGUGUUCAAUAAUGUUGAGGUACAGGAAAUGAACAAAAUAAUGUAACUGUGUCAUUUUAAGUGGUAAAAUCCACUUGCUAUAAACUAUAACAAUCUAGAAUUAAAAUAAAACACAUUUUGAAAGGGAAUUUGUUUAAAUUAAUUGUCCUGACAUUUAACAUUGAUGUAAUACAUAAUGUAUUAUCUUCAAAAGACUUUGGUCUCUGAUCAUUAAUAACAACUCAAUUUUAAAAUCUGCAGUGUAGAUAGAAAAUUGGAACAGUGCUUGGCUCACUAAUACGUAUAGAAUAGGCAAACAUUUGAUAGAUUGUUCACAAAAUAUGUACUUUGGCAACGAUACUGAAAAUGCAUCUGCACUAAGAAAGAUGUCAAUAAAUUCUAUUACCAAUAAAAGAAAUCAAUCUCACAGCACGAUUUGAGAAAUAAAUGUCAUUUAGCCAUACCCUAUGUCUGGGUAGUGGUACAGACUAUAAUAACAAAACUGCUGCAAGUUUCCAUUUUUAUUAACAUUUUGUCCUAAAAAUGUAAUUGCAGUUUGCAGCCCGAAGGCUAAAAACAAAAGUGAAAUCAAUGUAUUCUGAUCAUUUAGAUUCUGGGACAUUUUUAUGUUAAAAUCAUUACAUGUUGUACAAUGAUUAUUUUUUGCAUCGGCUUGCCCUACAAUAAUUGUUGCCUUUUUGUGUGUUUGCUUCUGUCCAGUUAAAAAGAAAUUUGGAUUUUGUAUAUUCAGUUUUGUGCUGAACAGUCAUGAGAUACUGGAGGUGGUUUAAUAAGGGCUCUCCAGCAUCUUUACACUGCACUUUAGCUGGUCAGUGUAGUUGCUGUGGUCCAUACUCAUUGUUGUGAAGUGUGAUGGAAAUUAAGGAACCAUAGACUUUAGACAACAGCACAAAGGACCAAUUUAUGGUGUCUGUUAGGGAAAUAGUUACAGACUAUUCCUGAGAAUCUUUACAUCAGUGUUGCCACUGGCUUGGCAUGAGUCUUAUGGAAAAGUGUUUUUGUAUAUUUUAGUACUUGCAGUUUAAUAAAAUUAAUUGGAAUUUCA